Messenger RNA from Vitrella brassicaformis, 1652 nucleotides. Lineage: Eukaryota; Vitrellaceae. The record is from the annotation of a GenBank genome assembly.
AGCAAAGCAUGGGUGGGUGUUUGUCGAAGAAGAAGGACAAGGACGUGGCGGCCAGCCAGCCCCAUACCGCCUGGGACGACGACAAUCCCAAACUGUCCGGCCCCAACACGCGCUCCCCCUCGAGGGCGGAAGGCGACAGUCCCGGGCCUCUUAAGGCCAAGGCGCUGUCAAGCGCGUCGCUCCGCAGUGACAAGGGCGAGCAUCCCCACACGGCCCAACAGACACACACGCCUGUGCAGCGGCAGAAGUCGGUGCGGGCCAUCAAGUGGGACGCCUUCUCGUUUGAGAAGAUAGCCAGCAACCUGGCGGAGAAGGGAUUCGAGCCGCUCGUCAACAAAGAGCACAAGGUAGGCGCCAGAUUGCCGUUGGGUGAGAAACAGGCAGGCAUUCCCCUCCUGUCUGUCUGUCUGUCUGUCUGUCUGAGUCAUGUAGGUGUUUCGUGUGAAGCAGUACCGUCGGCUGUGGUGGAACGACAUGUACGAGAUAUGGCUCAUGAACUUCUUCGACAUGCAGUGGAGCGCCAUCCGCAUCAUCCCACCGCCGACCGUCGAGGCCGAGCACAGGAGGCAGCCCACAUGGCGCCUCAAGAGGGCGAGGAGCAGUCAAGACAUCAGGGCGGGCGGGAGAAGCACCGAGAGGAGCCAGCUGCUGGCGGGGCAGUACCAUGUCUUCAACAGGAAGUUCUGCUUCAACAACGCGGCGCUGAGGAAUGAAGUCGUCACCAAGGCCACGCAGAGUGAGUGAGACACAUCUAAUGAAUGACGGAAGGACAAUAGACAGACACACGCACAGACAGAGACGGAGGGAGGGAGAGAAGAGUGUGUGUCUGGCUGGCUGUGUGUGCUUUGUUCAGAGCUGACAAUGGUCAUCUGCAACACGAGGACAUCUGUAAGUGACAUGAUAAAUGAAUGACAGAGAGGACAGCUGCAGCGACUAUGUGUGUCCCCUGUGUCGUGUUCUGUGUGUAGGAGUGUUGGGCGUGUGCAGAGAUGCCGCUGGAUCUGACCCUGGAGCUUGAGACACUGGAUCUCAUGAAACCUGAAAACGCUGAAGUCAGAACGUGAGACACACACACACACACACAGACAGAGAGAGAGAGAGAGAGGACAACACAAUCCUAAUCCAUUCAUCUCUUCCUCUAUGUUUCGCUCACAGCCGCGUGCCAUGGCUGGAAAUGCAGCUUGUCGACCCGAUGAAACAGAUGGUACGCAGCCAGCCAGGCAGCCAGGCAGAAGCACCAGCAGAGACGUGGCUGUGCAUCGUUGUCAUGAUGUGUGCAGGAGAAUGAGAUGAAGGCCGGUCACGGCGUCAUGACGACUAGUGGUGGUGGCGGCCACAGCCCCAUCGGGUCGCCAAGGGGCAGCACCAAGAAGCGAUCCAUCCCACACAAGGCAACCAACACAACACACAAUCACAGGAAACACAGCAAGGGACGCCGCUUAUGUGUUCCUCUGUGUCUCUCUCUGGGUCUGUCUCUCUCAGAGCAAGUCGGCAAAGAUGACCUCCGUGGUGCCUGAGUGAAUCAAUGAACGAAGCUCAGACGUGGGAGGCUGGGCGGGAGAGGAAGCGGGAGCUGCCCUCACCACCACGGAUGACUGGCAACCUCCUUCUACUUUGCUCCUGGUUUUUCGGUCGCGUCUGCGAGUCAUGGG